Messenger RNA from Aphanomyces astaci, 1710 nucleotides. RefSeq lists its product as hypothetical. Gene Ontology annotation, molecular function: protein binding. NCBI's taxonomy places the organism in Eukaryota, Oomycota, Saprolegniomycetes, Saprolegniales, Verrucalvaceae. Bases 35 to 1618 code for a protein of 527 amino acids. The transcript is spliced from 6 exons. The record is from RefSeq and is a predicted model, not a curated record.
UUGUUACCUUGUCGCCCCGUCUUCGAACUGCAGCAUGGAGGAUGUGCUGGCAGAUGCAGCGCUCUUGGCGAACACCAUCAGCUUCUUGCCUCGACAAGACGCCAUGUCGAUGGUGUAUGUAAACUCGAUGUGGACAAAGGCGUUGAUGCGGCCGGCAGUGUGGGAAGAGCUCGCGCAGACACCGAAAGGUCCCAUCCUCGCCACAUGUUUUAGACGAGCUGCCUCGUACAUUUACACAGAAAUGGACGUUCCGUCGCCCAAUGUGAACCGACGAGGGUCCCCUCCCACAAUCCGUGGGUGCUUGUUGAGCGACCGAUCCACGAUCAAAGACUACAUUGACGAGCUCAAGGGCUUGUACUACGAACACAGGAGAAUGGACGAUGCGCCGCGGCUGCUUCAACUGCCAGACGUGCUGCUACGAGACGAUUCCAAGGCGAAAGGCGAUCAGUCCAGCGACUUGGUCAAGAACCAUGCGUUUCAUACGGUCAAGCUCAUCGAGGGGGGUGUCGACGGCACCACAGGAGCGUCCCAUGUGUUGUCUGGGGGAAUCACCGUCGACGGCGGGUUCUUCUACCUGUGGCGGUUACAUGACUUGGCGUUGUGCGGCACGAUUGCGCUGGCGUCGGCCUCAUGUUUUGACGUGUGCGCGACGGCGCUCGCAAUUGGGACGCUGGACGGCACCGUCAAAGUAUGGGAUCUGGCCGUAUGGGUGUCCAAGUCUUCUUCAUCCCCACCGCCGAGUAACCCCCGCCUGCUGAUCAUCCCGCCCACGACGACGCUGGCGCUGCGCAGUCACCUGACCCUCACGCCGUUCCUGCGCACACGGUCCAGCGGCCAGGCGCACAAAAUUUCGCUCGUCAAAGUCGACCUGAGCGAUGGAUCGUUCCUCCAGGCGGCAGCGACCACAGACAAGGGCGACGUGCAUGUGUGGGACGCCACCAAGAGCGAAAUCAUCCUCUCCCUAGCCCCCGACCGCAUCCACACAUCGACGUUACCGCGGGCGGCGCGGGCAGCGCGGCCGCAAGUGUCGAGUCUGAUGCUGUUCCGCAACACGCUCGUGUGCGGCACGUCCGCCGGCCUUGUGCGUAUCUUCGACCUUCGCAAUGGGAAGCUCACGCACCGCAUAAGUGGGCAUCCAGAUGCGAUUCAAAAGACAGACACCAAGGGGCGGGUACUGUGGACUGCCGGGCACGACGGGUCGGUCCGGUGGUGGGGCGGCAAAAACGCCAAGGUAUGCCCCAAAUCGGCGCUGUGCCGGGGCGGCAUCGGCGCGCUCGAGAUGGACGAGACGGCCGUGGUCGCCGGGUACGCGGACGGCGGCAUGCAGGCGUGGGAUGUGCGGACGCAGCAGCCGCUUUGCACGUUCGCAUCGUCCGUGGGGGUGUCGAGUUUGCAGUUUGACAAGCGCAAACUGGUGAGCGUGUCGAAAAACGGUGUCGCAUGCGUGUGGCGGUGGUACGCGAUGUACCCCCACGGGGUAUUUCCAAGGCAGCACACGUACACUUGUGUGUGUUUUGAUGAAAAGCACUUGGUGCUGGGCACCACGGGCGGCGUCGCGGUCGUGUACACGAUGGAAGGCGGACCCGCAAAGAAACCCACGAGUGUGUACGACUACUAGACAACCUAGGACUAGUAUGGAUUGAUACCAGUGAUUAUUGUACCAAGUGUCAAGAACGUUACUAGUUAACAGUGGUCCAGAGCAUCCACGAC